AGUCAGCCAGACCAUGAUUGAGCUUAAGGAUUGUGCUGCGGAUGCAGCCUGUGCAGUUCCGGGAGAAAGUCACUGUCUCGGGCAAUGCGGUCUGGUAUCAGGUCUGGAUGAUCCUUGCCUGACUGCGGGUUUGUGUACACCUCAAUCCGACUCUGUGUCCUGAACAGAGGCCGCAGUGGUGCAGCGCUUGUGGACGAUCCAUCAACAUCCUGAAAGGUCAACACUACACUAAGCUGGGAAAAUUGAUCCUGAUAGUCAUCCCCAGCAUAUAACAUGGAUAACGGGUAUUUUCAAAUGUACGAGUACCAGGUGCCGGCGUGGGCACAGCACUUGAACCACAUACCGUCGCAUAUUGUAAAGUUGACAACACUGAACACCCCGAUACAUCGCUGGAGCCUGCCUGGAGUACCGGAAGGCUUCCAAGUGUUCAUCAAACGCGAUGAUCUGACUGGCACAGAACUAUCUGGAAACAAGGUCCGCAUUCUACAGAUUCUGUUCGCCGAGGCCCUGAAGCAAGGAGCUCGUCACGUGGUGACUGGGGGCGGUCCGCAGUCGGGUCACUGCCGGGCAGUGGCUCUCACUUGCCGCCAGCUGGGGCUGACGCCCCACGUUGUUGUGGAUGGGGUUUCAAAGAAAGAAGAACUCGGUGCUAAAGGCAACACCCUGCUGUAUCGGAUGGCAGGAAGUGAUUUGUACCUGUCACCCUCGUGCUCGUACGGGGCGUUCAAACAGAGAGUGUGCAGCAUGGCAGGGUAUAUCAGCGCCAAGUACCAGGAGCCGUGUUAUUGUAUCCCGGUUGGGGGAGCCACGGCCUCGGGAAUGUUCGCGUUCAUCUCGCUCUUCCAGGAGCUCAUUGACCAGGGACUUUAUGAGAACUUUGAUGACAUUGUCGUGACUAUAGCGACAGGCGGCACAGCAGCCGGCAUUGCGGUCGGUAAUUAUCUGACCGGAUCCAAACUGAGAAUUCACGCAGUUUCUAUCGCCAUGACUAAGGAGAAACUGACACCGUUUGUCGACCGGAUGUUGUCGGACAUAGGGCUCUCCGUGGGAACCGACGACAUCAUGGACAUCGUGGAGGGCUACAUCGGAGAGGGGUACGGGACCGCUUCGGACGAGCUUCUAGAGACUAUCACUAACGUUAGCGCUAGUACAGGCAUACUUCUGGAUCCUUAUUACACUGGAAAGGGCGCGCAGGGGUUGCUUGAGGAGCUCAAGAAAAAUCCCACAAGAUUUCAAGGAAAAAGAAUCCUAUUCAUACACACCGGUGGUAUAUUCGGGUUAUUCAACGGUGAGAUGGACCGCGUCGUGAACCUUCCGGGUAACCAUGCCAACAACAUCAAUGAGUGGCCAGAGAGAGACAUUCCUCUAGUUCAAUGAAAUAAAUGUUACACUGAUCGAUUUAAUAUUAAGUAGGGUUUUCAUCAGACAAACAUAUACAUGUGUAUUCCUCGUCAAUGGUAACCAUGGGAACAAUAUCAAUGUGUGGUCACGUCCCAGCGCAGCACACAUUCAUUGAGUUAUAGGAAAGUGUAGAGUAGUCACAACGGUCGACUUGUUUUUGUAUAGUAUUUACACCUGACAAAUUUAAGACUGUCUUAUCUCCAGUAACCACCCCAACAACAUAAUUGAGCUCGAUUGGUCAUGGUCGGCUCGGGUACUACUAAAAUGUACACCGAUACUAUUAAGUAUAUUUAAUAUACCCCGGGUACGGAAAAUAUGCUUACACGUACCCGGCCAAUUUAGACUGUACCCGAGUUUUAUUCCCGCCCAAAAUCCGAUGUCGUUAAACGCGCUAGGAAAUACGAAACACAAUUCUCCUUGAACAAAACCUGCCUCAAAAUGCUUUUUUAAGUGGGAGUUUCGAUAAUAUAAAGGCUAUUUUACAAAAAAUGGAUAUACAUAUUAGCAUAAUUAAUUUGAAAAAUAAUAGCCGACAACGACCGAUUUAGCGUUCGAACUCCCGGGUACAUUUCAGUGUAUUUGACAUACGCGGGGUACAUUUAAGUAGUACUCGCGCCGACAAUGACCAGUCGAGUCAUAAUUGAUGAGCGGCUUGAAGAUGACAUUUCUCUUGCCGCCAUGAAUUUACCGAGAUUGAGAGUUGAAGAUAACAAAAGGACGCUUGCAUGUUGCGUUUUGUUUAAAAAAAAAAAGAUAGCGAACGUAUACAGCGCAUUAUUUGUUUACUGAAUUUAUUUCUUUAGAAAGUUUCUACUUAAUGACAUAUAAUAAUAAUAAUAAUAAUAAUAAUAAUAAUAAUAAUAGCUUCAUUUACAGAAGGUAACACAUAAAGACAAUGACACAUUAUACAUAUUAUGCAGAUGAAUCAAUACUUUUUUUACAAUGUGGCCUUCUUGAAAUAACAUUCACAAAUAGGUCUACAACAAUAAAACAUUCAAACAAUAUUUUUUCUUUCACCCAUACAUAACACACAUUUUGCCUUUUAGACAGACAUGCACGAAAUAGCAUUGCUAAGAAAAUAACAUGACAUAUCAUUGAUUAGAAAAUAAAUGUGCUUUAUAUUGCCUUUUAAAGGCAGAGAUAGAGCAUGCCAUUCUUAUUUCAAUUGGUAUACUGUUCCAAAUAUCCAUGCUAUGGUAUGAAAAAGCUCUUUUCUUAUAACCUGUUUUCGCUUUGGUAUUAACAAUAUCGUUAUGAAUUACAUAUCUUAAGUUAUAUUUGUGAUUUCGAGAAAAAGUUAUAAUAUCAUUUAAAUUUUCUGGAGUCUGAUUGUUGACACAUUUAUAUAUCAAGAUUGCCGUGUGGUAUUUACAUCUAUUAUUAAAGGAGAGCCAAUUAAGCUGUAAAAACAAAUCUUUGGAUGGUGUUCUAGUUGGCUUUUGUAAAAUGACUUUCGCUGCGCGUUUUUGUAAAACAUUCACUUUUGUUAGAUUGGUUUUAUUAGCGUUGCCCCAGAUCGUACAACAGUAAUCGAAUGUGUGUUUAGAAUAUAUGAAUUAUGAAACAAUUUCUCUAUAUCAAAAUUGAGAUAAUUUGAUAUCUUUUUUAGCAGAUUUAUUUUACUUCUUAUUUUAUAGCAUGUUUUAUCAAUGUGUACUUUCAAUUGCAGAUGUUUGUCGAUAUAAAGUUCUUAAAUCUUAUGGCUAGUGACAUUUUUAAUACUUAUGUUAUCUAUUUUCAGAUCAAGGUUGAUAUUCUUAAUUGUUUGUUUCGAGUCAAUAAGCAUGCAUUUUAAUUUAUUAGGGUUUAUCAUCAUGUUAUUGAGGGUGCAACAUUUUUGUAUGGAAUAAAUAUCAUUUUGUAAGUUA
Dreissena polymorpha is the source of this 3269-nucleotide messenger RNA. RefSeq lists its product as uncharacterized. The transcript is spliced from 11 exons. The coding region runs from base 274 to 1377 and encodes 367 amino acids. The record is from RefSeq and is a predicted model, not a curated record. Lineage: Eukaryota; Metazoa; Mollusca; Bivalvia; Myida; Dreissenidae. Gene Ontology annotation, molecular function: D-cysteine desulfhydrase activity.